Ilex paraguariensis (yerba mate) is the source of this 708-nucleotide messenger RNA. Lineage: Eukaryota; Viridiplantae; Streptophyta; Magnoliopsida; Aquifoliales; Aquifoliaceae. The record is from the annotation of a GenBank genome assembly.
AUGGACAUUGACUUUUACAAGUCUGUUCCUGAAGAUCAGAUGGACAUGAUGAUGAUGAUGAUGCAAAUGGAAAAGCUUUCUGACUUCUCUGGAGACUACAACGACGUCGCUGAAACUCCAACCAUGGAGUUUUCCGGCGGAAGUAAUAGCACUAGCAGUGGCUCUCUACCACAAAUUGUUGAAAACCCACAAGUUAAUUCAGCUACAUUCAUGCACCUACCAUCCACCAUAUCGUUUAAUAACUCUUCCCCAGUCCUUCAAGACCAUUCGCCAAUGCCCUUCCGGGGCAAUUCCGAUUCCGGCGGUGAAAACACAUUUCCGAGAGAAUCCCAGAAGCGAAAUUCAAUGGCAGCCAUGAGGGAGAUGAUCUUCAGGAUAGCAGCAAUGCAGCCAAUUCACAUUGACCCCGAAUCAGUAAAGCCACCAAAGAGGAGAAACGUGAAGAUAUCCAAGGACCCUCAAAGCGUGGCGGCGCGUCACCGGAGAGAGAGGAUAAGUGAGAGAAUUAGGAUACUUCAGAGACUUGUUCCGGGAGGGACAAAAAUGGACACUGCCUCCAUGUUAGAUGAAGCAAUUCACUACGUGAAGUUCUUGAAGAAUCAGGUGCAAUCACUUGAACAAGCAGCUGCUAAUAAGCCAGCCGGAAUUGGCUUUCCGGUCCCGAUUUCUAGUGGGAGUUACUUUCCGAUGGCAAAGCCGUACCAGUAG